CUGGUGGACAUGACUAGCUUCAGUCCACUUCCAUCCACAAGUGGAAUGGCUGCUAGGAGAUUAAUUGGUGCUUCGAAACUUAAACUCCUCAACAUACCUGAGAACCCCUUAAUGAACUUUGAUGAUGGAACAUACGAUCCAAGUUCAGCACCUCAAGACAAACCCUGAUGUGGAUCCCAGAUAGCUUCUUCUCCAGCUUGUUGAGUGGAAGGAUAUCGACACUAAGGGAUGAAACUGGUGCAAUCUUUAUCGAUAGAGACCCAACAGCAUUUGCACCCAUAUUGAAUUUUCUAAGAACAAAGGAACUUGACCUAAGGGGAGUGAAUAUUAAUGUCCUCAGACAUGAAGCUGAAUUUUAUGGAAUUACCCCACUAGUGAGAAGAUUGCUGCUUUGUGAAGAACUGGAACGAUCAUCAUGUGGCAGUGUUCUCUUCCAUGGAUACUUACCUCCACCAGGUAUACCUAGUCGUGAUGUCAACAGUGCUGCUGCCACCUCACAGGAUGUUCGAACAGGGUCAACUCCAGCUGAGGGAGGUGCUCGAGUCAACUGUACCCAGCCCAUAUUAGCAAGGGCAGGUGCUGCAGAGGUCCCAAUCAAACUAGGUCUGCCAGUGGAUCCAAGGAAGGUGUUAACAGUGGCUGGGCAUCAUAACUGGAUUGUAGCUGUUUAUGCACACUUUGUGGUUUGUUACAGGAUAAAGGAGUCCUCUGGAUGGCAGCAGGUGUUCUCUAGUCCAUACCUAGACUGGACUAUAGAACGAGUAGCUCUGAAUGCCAAAGUAGUAGGAGGGCCCCAUGGAGACAAGGACAAAAUGGUGGCUGUUGCAUCAGAGAACAGCAUAAUAUUAUGGAGCAUUCAAGAUGGUGGCAGUGGCAGUGAAAUUGGGGUAUUCAGUUUAGGUGUCCCAGUGGAUGCUCUCUUCUUUAUUGGAAACCAGCUGGUGGCUACAAGUCAUACAGGAAAAGUUGGAGUCUGGAAUGCUGUCACUCAACAUUGGCAGGUUCAAGAUGUAGUACCAAUAACGAGUUACGAUACUGCAGGAUCCUUUCUGUUGUUGGGCUGUAACAAUGGCUCCAUAUAUUACAUUGACAUGCAGAAAUUUCCAUUAAGAAUGAAGGAUAAUGAUCUGCUCGUGACAGAACUCUACCACGACCCAUCUAAUGAUGCAAUAACAGCUCUGAGUGUCUAUCUCACACCAAAAACAAGUGUCAGUGGCAACUGGAUUGAAAUUGCUUAUGGUACUAGUUCCGGAGCAGUGCGUGUAAUUGUACAGCAUCCUGAAACUGUAGGAUCUGGUCCUCAGCUAUUCCAGACUUUCACUGUGCAUCGCAGCCCUGUCACCAAGAUCAUGCUUUCAGAAAAGCACUUGGUGUCUGUCUGUGCUGACAACAACCAUGUCCGGACAUGGACUGUAACUCGCUUCCGAGGAAUGAUUUCAACACAGCCGGGAUCCACUCCAUUGGCAUCUUUUAAAAUCCUGUCUCUGGAAGAAUCUGAGAGUCACUUCAGCUAUUCCUCCGGAAAUGAUAUUGGACCUUUUGGAGAAAGAGAUGAUCAGCAAGUUUUCAUCCAGAAAGUCGUGCCGAUAACCAACAAACUAUAUGUUAGGCUUUCUUCUACUGGCAAAAGAAUAUGUGAGAUCCAGGCUGUGGAUGGUACCACUAUCACAUCAUUUACAGUGCGAGAAUGUGAAGGCUCUAGUAGGAUGGGCUCCAGGCCUCGACGGUACCUAUUUACAGGUCACUCUAAUGGUAGCAUCCAGAUGUGGGAUCUCACCACCGCCAUGGACAUGGUUAACAAAGGAGAAGACACAGAUGUUGGGGGUCCAACAGAAGAAGAACUGCUGAAAUUGCUUGAUCAGUGUGAUCUAAGCACAUCACGCUGUGCAACUCCCAGUAUCAGCCCUGCAACUUCUGUUCUACAACAAAACAAACUGCGUGAAUCAAACUCAAGUCUUCAGCUCCAGCCCUUUGAAACUAUUCAUGAGGCAGCCACAUACGGCUCUGUGAGGCCUUACAGAGAAAGCCCAUUGUUAGCACGGGCAAGGCGGACUGAGAGUUUUCAUAGCUACAGGGACUUUCAGAAUUUCAACCUGAACAAAACUGUUCUUGAGAAGGGUGCCCCCGAACAAGGCAGUGCCUGCUGUGUGCUGCCAGAGCUAAAAAAGACUGGAAACGAAGCAGGACCUGCUGACAGGAAGAAUUCUUAUACAGAACAGAGGGCAAGUCGAGGUUCUGAAGGGAGUUUGGAAGCAAUAAAGCCAACAGAAAGUCCUGCAGAUGCUAGGAAAAAAAGCUCUGAAGAUGAUGCUGAAUUGAAGUCUGAAAAUAAAAAGAGAAGCUCUUUUGAAGGUGGGUUCUUGGGAAGGAAAAAGGUAUCACCAGCAUCCCAUUUACCUUCAGGUACUGGUGCAGAAGGAGGAAGUGACCCUCCCACCGUGAGCUCUCCUUCUCCUUCUCCUUCACCUACUAAGUCAUCCACAUCUCCACGACAUAAGAAAACAGACUCUUCAUGCCAGGAUAGUAGCUUGUAAAGAGAGACACUGUACAGAAGCCCUUCUGCCUUAACAUGUAAUGAGGAGUGAUGAUAGCUCAUUGUACACACAUUAAAAGUAUAUCAUCAGACUAAAGAAGCUGAUCAAAACUGAAGCAGUUUGACACUUGACUAAUUUGGAGAAAAGUAAUUAAAUAAAAACACUAAAAGAAGCCCCUAAAAGACGUGUAAUAAAAGCAAAACUAUUGAUACAUGCAACAAGAAGUCAGUCUUAAAGAAUAUUUGCCUAAUGAUGAUGGAAUAUAGAGACUGUUUGUGUAGUCUGUCUAGCAUUCUGUGUCAGUUAAUAGCAUCCGUGAUUUCCUAUGUGAUCAGGACAGGGGAAUUGUUUCAUCUGAACCUCAGUGAAUGGUAUGUUGUGUAUUAGGAGUGUCACACACCUGACCUAUGUCCUAAUACACCCACCUCCAGAAGUGAAAGUGACAUUUUGAUUAAGGCAGGUGUGCCCAGGCAGUAGUUAAAAAAAAAAAAUCUUUGAUUGAUGUUGCAUGUAAGGGUGUACAGCAACUCCUGUAUUCCUUAAUCCUAACCCUGAAUCUCAUAUAUAACCCCACCCUAGAUCCCAGCUGUAAUCAUUAAGUCACAGAUCUCUCUGCAUAUUACAGAAGGUCAUUUGAUUAGCUGGUCUUUAACUCACUGACAUCCAAUCAGACCAGAUGUGUGCAAAUGGUCUGCAUGGAAUGUCUUAACACUGUCAUCAGACAACUGCCUUACUGUCUAACUGUAAAUGUUUAUUGCAUUAUAUACAGUCUACAGACCAUCAGUGUUAUCUUUUUAUUUUUUUUUGCACUGUAAAAAUGUAUUGCUAACAUUGUAUUUCUUUAAUGCUGUAUAAAUGUAUUAUAUAUUUGUGCUUUGCUAAUAUUAAAUCAUGUUUGCACUUA
Molecule: messenger RNA, 3438 nt
Organism: Protopterus annectens (West African lungfish)
Lineage: Eukaryota; Metazoa; Chordata; Ceratodontiformes; Protopteridae
Gene: KCTD3
Product: potassium channel tetramerization domain containing 3
Exons: 18
Coding region: 168-2534 (788 amino acids)
Biological process (GO): protein homooligomerization
Molecular function (GO): protein binding
Source: RefSeq, a predicted model, not a curated record